Molecule: messenger RNA, 831 nt
Organism: Mesorhabditis spiculigera
Lineage: Eukaryota; Metazoa; Nematoda; Chromadorea; Rhabditida; Rhabditidae
Source: the annotation of a GenBank genome assembly
AUGGUCUCGGAUAAAAUGCCUUCCACGUCUUCGUUCAUUCCGCUAAUCGGGUGGUUCUAUACGGCUAUGAUCAGUCUCAUCUCGGUGGCUACCAUUUUUGCCUCGCUAGUCAUUUGGAUUCAAAAGAAGGGAAUUGUUGGAACAGCUCCGCCGCCAAAAUUAAUGUGGUGGGCACGGUUGGUCGGCCGAAGAGUCUAUUUGGAGUUGCCGCUCCUUAUGAAGCAGGCUUAUGCCAGGAAAGCGGCGGAAGAAAAAGCCCGGAACGCCGGCCGGAAGCCCAGCCUUUGGCAAAAGGUCUACAAGAUGAGCCGGGUGGUGAACGCUUUCGGGAACCAAAACGGCGCAGCGGCCAGGCCGAUGAAGCCGAAAAGUUUUCCGAAUUUGGCGAACGUCUCGGCAAUUAAGGGCGCAAGUGAGCCACCUGUACAAAAGAAGAGCUUGGCGUUUUCAAUUGACGAUCGAGACUUUGACCCCGAGGAUAGACCAAGUCCACCCAAAGAUAACACCCCGAUGAUCGAUGAUGAAGAAGCGCCUGAAGACAUUAUACGGAAGUACAAGCCGGCCAAGCAGCUGCGGAGCUCUGCCAGCAUCGCUUCCUAUGAUAAUUUGUUCCGGAAUUUUGAGCCCGGACCUGGUAUGGGAUCAGCAGCCCCCACCAAUACCGAACGUCGUAACCUCGCCCAACUCGAGUACGACUGGCUGGCCGCCGUCUUUGAGCGCAUUUGCCUGCUCGUUUUCAUUGUCCUGUUCCUUUUCAUGUCGGUCGGCAUUAACAUGCUUGGCUGGUAUUACUGGAAAAACGCCGAAUACAAACUCCUUCGAAUCUCCGCC